Loa loa (African eye worm) is the source of this 2553-nucleotide messenger RNA. RefSeq names its product intermediate filament tail domain-containing protein. The transcript has 11 exons. The record is from RefSeq and is a predicted model, not a curated record. NCBI's taxonomy places the organism in Eukaryota, Metazoa, Nematoda, Chromadorea, Rhabditida, Onchocercidae. The coding region runs from base 137 to 1933 and encodes 598 amino acids.
GUUAUGCGUAUAUCCCAUUAUAUUGUCAAAGGAUGUGGUGAAAUUAUUGCUUUUGUGAAAUGUAUAUUACAACUUACUAUUAUUUAUAGUAAUUUAACUGUUAAGUGCAUCCGAAAGGUUAUUCUGACAAAAAAAAAUGUCCGCGUCGAAGCAAAAACGUUCGUCGUCUCGUACGACUAGUCUGGCAUCGAGCAGUCGAGCUGCAACAGCGGAAUAUCCGAUUCUUGUGGAAAGCAGUGGAGACGGAACUGAAUCCUCUUUCAACAUUUCGGUUUCACCCAGCCGUCGGACUCGACAAUACGAGAAGGAUACGUUAUCAAAUUUGAACGACCGUCUCGCUGUUUACAUCGAUCGAGUUCGUCAGCUUGAGCUGGAGAAUGAGCGCUUGAACGUACGUAUAAACGAAAGUGAAGUGGUCGAAAAGAAGGAGCGGCAUGAUUUGGUAGCACGUUAUGAGGCGAAAGUUAAGGAGUUGCGUGAUCUAAUCGAUGAUGCUUUGAAAGAGAAAACUCGUGUCAAUAUGGAGGCAAAAUCAGCGCUCGCCGAACGCGAUAAUCUUCGUGCUAGAAUUGGGAAGCUUGAAAAAGAACUGAAGCAAUCUGAAAAGCUCCGUCUAAAUAACGACAGUCUUAUACAGGAUCUCCAGGCCAGGCUGAAUUCUGCCGAUAACAUGAGAAGACAUCUAGAGGAUGAGAAUAAGAAUCUGUUUGCCGAAAAUGAAGACUUGAAGCAACAGCUGGAGAUAUUGCGAAAGCAGGUUGAAGAUGAAGCGCUUGCCAACACUGCACUUCAUAAUCAGAACCAGUCACUGAAGGAAGACUACGAAUUUUUAAAACGAACUCAUGAAGGGCAAUUGGAGGAAAUACAUCGAAAACGACAAGUGGAGAUGACAACAACGGCACGUGAAAUGGAGCGGACAUAUGAAUCACGCUUGCAAGAACAACUUCAAGCUAUGCGCGCUGAAUUCGAUGAAAGACUGAACAAAAACCGACGUGAUAUUGAUGAAACCUAUAAGAACAAGCUUAAUGAAGCAAAUGAAGCUCGCCAACAAAUGAAUCUAGCAAAAGAGGAAGCGGCAAGGUUACGUCUACGCAUUCACGAAAUGGAAAAAGUUGGGAGUGGUUAUGAGAGCCGUAUAGAAGGCCUUAACAAGAAGAUUGCUGACCUAGAGAGUCAGCUGCGUUUUGUGCGCGAUGAUUGCGAUGUUCGUAUUAGUCAACGUGACAAGCGUAUUGUGGAACUCCAAGGAGAAAUUGAUCGUUUGUUGAACGAAUAUCAAGAUUUGUUCGAUCUUAAGGUGCAGCUUGACACCGAGCUGAAAGCAUAUCAGAACUUGUUAGAAGGAGAAGAAUCGCGAUUAAAUAUUUCGCAGCAGUCUUCCGGAAGUUCUCCAACGACUUCACCAUCUGCUGGUGAUCGCUUCAGUUUGUCGUAUGCAGACUCUGGCCAUCGUCGUUCAAUUAAACGAAAACGCUUUAAUGCGUCAGACGACAGUUUGUAUUAUCGCAACACUGCAAAAUCGUACAAAACGACUUCCAACUCAGAUUGCGAUAUCGAAAUAGAGGAACAUGACACAGAUGGGAAGUUCAUAAAAUUGAUGAAUAAAGGCGAAGAAACAAUCUCAAUUGGUCAGUGGGCCAUCAAAAGCAUUGCUAAUGAUAAGGAAACUGUUUACAAAUUCCAUUCUAGACAAACAAUGAAACCUGGCGAUACUAUUACUGUUUGGAGUGCGGAUAGUGGUGAAAAACAUACGCCACCAUCCCAGCUAGUAAUGAAGAAUCAGCAGUGGCCUGCAGGUGAUCGGGUCAAAACAUCUUUGGUUGAUGCGGAUGGCAAUGAAAUGGCUACUAGAGAAAGCAUAGCUGAGCUCCAGUAUGGACAGUUUGUUAGUGAUGAUGGUCAGGAUCCGGAUCAACGAUGUGCUGUCAUGUAGACUGCUUUGAUCAGUUGUCAUAAAUGUGAUGGUCUCGUUUGUUACUUCUAUCAUUACAGAGUUUGAAUGCUUAUGAAGACGAUGGUCACAGAUUGGAUAUUAAUUUAUUGGGAUAGAAAUAAAUGGUUUGGAAAUAGUGACGAAGAGUAGAAAUAGAAACGAAUAUAGUUUAGCAUUUUGGGGAACAUUUCCGAGAAAGAUAAAAGAAAUCGAUUUCCUGUGAUCUGAUCGGGUCUGCUUUAAUGCGGAAUGUUUGUUGUUGUUUGUUUGACUGCCUGUUCCUUACUCCGCAUUACUUUCAUCGUUAAAAGCAUUUUAGUUUGGUAAAUCGCGGAUGAAUGUUAUUGUUCUACUACGUCGUAGUUAAUUGUUGGCUUUCCUAUUUCUAGUAAUUAUUACUGUGCACACAACCUGACCCAAGCCUGAAAUCUUUGGUUUCCAAAGCUUAAAUUUUGAAAAGCGAUAAUAACAAAUUAUUUGUCUACUGCCUAACGUAGAUGUUUACCCCUCACUUGACACUGGUCCUUUUUAAUAUUACGAAGCUGUUGUUAUCGGUUCUUUAUGCCUUGUUUUAAGCAGUCGAUCCAUCAAAUUCAUAAAUCAUUUUGAGUGUCUCAAUU